CCCUGACUUCUCCCCACUUUUACAUUUUCGCCCAAUAAUUCCUCGGAAAUUUCGCAGAUGACACUGCCUUUCGCUCUACAAUUCUUCGUCUCCAUGUGAUUCUUCGCUUUAAUUUGCAGUUUGUGUUUCGUUCUUCGGUUCGGUUAGUGGGUUCUUCUUUGGAUGAUUUAGUAAUCUGAAAAGUUUCAAGAUUUUGCGAUGAAAUCGUCGACCAGGCUUGAUUCAGUUGUGUUUCAGCUCACUCCCACUCGAACCCGGUGUGAUCUGUUGAUAAUAGAUAAUGGAAAGGCUGAGAAGAUAGCUACAGGGUUGCUUGAUCCUUUUCUUGCUCACUUGAAGACAGCACAAGAUCAAGUUUCUAAAGGUGGCUACUCCAUUGUUCUCAAGCCUAAGGAUGGUGACAAUGCAGCUUGGUUCACUAAAGCAACAAUUCAGAGGUUUGUUCGAUUUGUGAGCAAUCCGGAUGUCCUAGAACGUGUCUACACUUUAGAAACUGAGAUCAUGCAGAUCAGGGAAGCAAUUGGUAUCCAGUACAACUCUGAAGUAGCAUUACCUGUUGUGGAAGACAAUCUACGAGCAAAAAGAGCGGAGAGUACACAAGGUAGUAGGCCAUUACUACAGCUCAACGAGGAGAAAGCCAUUGUCCUUUACGAGCCAGAUUCACAUCCAAAGCAAGCAAAUCUGUCUACCACAUCAGAUGAAAACUCUAAAGUUCAAGUUCUGAAAGUUCUGGAGACAAGGAAGAAAGUGUUGCAGAAAGAACAGGGAAUGGCAUUUGCACGUGCCGUGGCAGCCGGUUUCCAAGUUGAUGAUAUGCUUCCUCUUAUAUCUUUCGCCAAAUCCUUUGGAGCCUCACGAUUGAUGGAUGCCUGCUUAAAAUUCAUGGACUUGUGGAAGAAAAAGCAUGAAUCUGGUCAGUGGCUUGAAAUCGAAGCAACACAGCCAAACAUCUCUCCAACGAACGCCUCAGGGACUAUGUUGGCAAAUGCUGCUAAUAUGCGUAGGAACUCGUGGCCUGGGUCACCUGAAAAUAAUAAUGAUGUGAAGUCUCUUACAAAUGUAAAUAAAGAACAUGUGCAAGGGCAGCAUCAACACCCAAUGUAUGCACCAUGGCCAGUUCACUCUCCGCCCGGGACUUUUCCAGUGUUUCAAGGAUAUACAAUGCAGGGCAUGCCUUACUAUCCAUAUCCAUCACCCUAUCCCUCUACGGAUGAUUCUAGGCGUAGCUCUGGCCAAAGAAAGGCUAAGAAACAUCACUCAUCUUGUAGCGAGGACUCCUCCGGAUCAGAAGAUCAGGGCAGAGAGAAAGGAAAAUCAGGUAGGAGAAGGAGAUCAGGGAAGGUAGUGAUUCGGAAUAUAAACUACAUUAAUUCGAAGAAGCAAGAUCAUUCAGGAACAGAAUCUGAUGCUGAAGAAGGGGCAAUAGUAGUAGAAUGUUACAAUGUUGGUAAAGAGAGAGAAACAAAAGGGACAGAGGCUGACACUGGGGAUUGGCAAGCAUUUCAAACUUUAUUGUUGCAAGAUGCUGAUACAGAAGAACGUACAGGGAAAUAUGAUGAUCCUUUGGCUCAUGACAAACGUGAAGCAGAAAGAUAUCAAGAAAGGGAUACUCAAAAUGGAAUUGUGACUCGUAGAAUUAGGGGAUCUAGUGACUCUUUCAUGGUUCACCAGAGAGAAAAUGGUUUUGAGAAUCCUUCUGAUCCUCUCAACUUGAAAGGUUUUGAUAAUCCAAGGAAUGGUCUGGAUAAAAGAUCAUCAUCAGUUAACAUGGAUGAUGAUUCUUAUAUUGUUACUCGGGAAGCUGGAAGCAGUACUCGAAAUGCUAUAGACAUUGGAUCAGAGAUCUCUUCGUACCACCAGGCUGAUGGAAGUAAAAGAAACAAGAUCAGUUAUGAGCCUCAUGAUCUGAGUCUGAUGCCAGAGCGAGAAACAGAGAAGUUAUCAGCUGGUUAUGAUCCUGCACUAGAUUUUGGUUCCAAAGCUUUAAAGAAAAAGAAUAACAAGGAAGCUGGAGUUACAAAGAAGUCAUUGAGAGAUCCAACAACAAGACUGUCUAAUGAUGCUGCAGAUAAGAGGAAGGCUUCAGGGGUAAUACGGAAAGGAAGACCCACAAAGAUGAGUCCUUUAGAUGAAGCAAGAGCACGAGCUGAUAAGCUUAGAAAUUUCAAAGCUGAUCUUCUGAUCAUCAAAAAGGAAAAGGAAGAGGAAGAGAGGAAACGCAUCGAAGGUCUGAAAAUAGCAAGACAGAAGAGGAUUGCUGCUAAAAGCAACUCAACUGUAGUAGGCCAGUCACAGUUAUCUGCUCAACAAACAAGAAAAAAUUUGCCAAACAGAUAUUCUCCUGGCGCUCCUAGAGCCUCUAAGUUUAGUGACACAGAACCAGGAUCAUUAUCAUCACCUCUUCAACGCCGUCUUCCCAUAAGAAGUGCUUCUUUAGGCUCCGGUGAAUCUGAGAAAGUUCCCAAGAAUAGUAAACUGAGUUCUGGAAGUAAGUCAACAGGUAACAGGCUAACAAGAUCGAUAUCACCUCUACCUCCAUCUAAGAGAGAAGGCACAGCUACAGGUAAUAGGCUAACAAGGUCGAUAUCACCAUUACCUCUUUCUAAGAGAGACACCAGAAUCAGUCUUGAUAGUCAGGACGAGUCAGUUUCAAGGACAAGACCCAAAAUGGGUAGUGCACCAAGUUCUGCAGUGAGGUCACUGCACAUGGCAGGAAGUUGGCUAACAAGGUCGAUAUCACCAUUACCUCUCUCUAAGAGAGAAACCAGAGUUAGUCUUAAUAGUCAGAACAAGUCAGUUUCAAGGACAAGACGAUUAUCGGAACCUAAAACGGUUAAUAAUAGUGCACCAAGUUCUGCAGUGAGGUCACUGCGCACAAUAGCAUCCAAAAAAGCAUCUGAUGCUCCGGAGAUAAAGAAAAUAUCUGCCAUUGUUAACUAUGAUAUAGCGAAAAUCGCCUCUCUUCCUGAGCUGAAGAUUAAACAACCAAAAGGGGCCGAGAAAACUAAAUCUUCAGCUUCUGAGAUUGAACCAAGUGGUAACAAGAACAAACCCUUGUGCCAAAAUGCUGUUGAUGAAACUCCAGUGAUUGAAAAGACAGUGGUGAUGGUGUUACCAAGUUCAGCUCGAAGCAUAAGUGCAGAUCAGACGAAACAAGAGAAGCCCAAGGUAGUCCCUGGAAACUCCAUCAUCCGUGACUGUAGUCCUUCGGAAGGAGCUGAUAAGAAAGCCACUGUAACAAUGCAGGAGAGUAGCAAUGAUCUGGUCUUAGUUAGACCGGAAACUCUGAGUGACUUAAUAACAGAAACACCAAAGUUUCUGACAAUUCAAAGUGUUGUUGAGAAACCAUAUGAAGCUCCACAUGCUCGAGUUUCUUCUUUGGAAGUUCCAUGUACAGUGCACUCAGAGUGUUCCCAAGCACCUGGUCCAAGCUGUCAUUCAAAUGAAACAGCGCAAGAAACUGUCAAAGCUCUUGCAGCGGAGAAGAAGAUAAGUGAGGCCUUGGAGAAAUCUCAAACAAAGGAGUUAGCAACAAAAAGGCUCAGAAAACUGUUCAAAUUUGGAAAAAAGAGUCGGUCUUCGUCUACAGGUAAAUACCAUACCAAGUUUAAUAGUGCUGCUGCUGUCAGUAGCAACAAGGAUCAUGAAUCAGCUGUAACUGCUGCUACGACAAGUGAAGCUUUUACACUGAAGAAUCUCAUAUCUCAAGAUGAAACACCUACAGCAGCAACUGCUUCACAGAAAUCUUCUCGCCAUUUUUCAUUGCUCUCUCCCUUCAAGAACAGGAAGAAAGUAUCAUGAGGACAGAGAUCAAUAUCUACAUUUACAGUCUUCAAAUCUUGUAGUGACUGAGUAUUUAUAAAGUAUCCAUCGAGCCUCUUCCGAGUAUUUAUGAACACUUAAUUCCAAAAGCGAUGAGAUGGAUGCAAUUGUCAACUGAUAAAUAUUAUUAGUGUAGUUCUAUUUUAUUUUAUUUCU
This is a messenger RNA of Brassica oleracea var. oleracea, 3978 nucleotides long. RefSeq lists its product as uncharacterized. The transcript is spliced from 13 exons. Bases 199 to 3801 code for a protein of 1200 amino acids. The record is from RefSeq and is a predicted model, not a curated record. Lineage: Eukaryota; Viridiplantae; Streptophyta; Magnoliopsida; Brassicales; Brassicaceae.